Molecule: messenger RNA, 37148 nt
Organism: Pelobates cultripes (western spadefoot toad)
Lineage: Eukaryota; Metazoa; Chordata; Amphibia; Anura; Pelobatidae
Source: the annotation of a GenBank genome assembly
CAGAGAUUUUGGUUGGCAUGAUCACAAAUGUCAAAGGAAAAUGAGGUUAUUGCAAACCCUGAGUGUGGAUCUAAGGCGGGUGAGUGUAUAUUAGAUAUAAUAUCGCUUCAUUGUAUGUAUUGUAACUUGGUGAUUUUAUGUCCUGGGUUGUCAGGUCCACCUUGUUUCUCUGCACAUGCAUCAUGUCUAUGAUUUCUUCUUACUGAUGGGUGCUACAGGAAAGGUGCUACUGUGCAGGGUAGUAAAACUUUUUUUUUAUACUGAGCAAAAAAAAAAUUAGUUCAUGAAUAAGGAAAUUAAUUAUGUCCCAAUCGCAGCAUAUUAAUUUUACAAGGGCAGAACUAUUUAUGUACUGCCCAUCAUCCUAAAGAAGGUAUUGGAGUCCUGGUAGAUUUGGCAACUAUAUAAACCCCUUCAGGACAGAGUCAAUAGUGCACGUUCUUAUCAAAACAAAAUGUAACUGGAAUUUGCACUACAUGUCUGUUCAACCGUAAUUCACCUCUUUCAUAUUAAGUGCACUCGCACUUAUUAUAUAUCAUUUUGUUCCGGAGAAACUGUGAGAAAUGAAGAUUUAAAAAAAAAAUAAAAAAAAAAUUGUAGUUCCGCCUGACAUUUUAGCUGUAAAUGUCAUAAUACUUUUAGCUUUAACUGCAAAAAAAACUGUAUAUUCAGUCUUUUUUAGUAGCCACUUAGUCACAAACACUGGCCAAAGUUAGCCUUCAUAUUUGUUUUUGUGUGAAAAAAGCAAAAAAACAGCAUAUUUGGCCGGUGUUUGCAAGUGGUUACUAAAAAUGACUGGACAUACCUCAUUUGCAAUACCUUGGGUUGUCUACUUUUGCAAAUGGUAUACCAUCAUGGGGAUAAUUCUCAUUCCUGGGCUACCAUACGGUUUCAAAGGCAACAUAACCAAAAGUUACACUUUCUGCCUAGGUUGUCAGGCAUGUCAAUCAAAUUUUAAUUAAUUAGAUCACAUAAUUAUGUUAAAAGAUUAUUUAAAUAUACACGUAGAGUUGGAAUAUAUAUACAUAUAUGUAUUUAAAGGACCACUCUAGGCACCACUAAACAACCUGAUUUAACAGCCCUAUUCUAUACCGGACUACUCAGUGCCCCUCUGAACCCCACUUUUAACUUUUAAAUUCUAUUCUAAAUACCCCUUUACUUACCUUCUUUGUAGCGCUACGUCACCGAUCGUCGACACCUCCCGCGCGGUCAUCGGGUCUGCUGACUGUUUUCCCCGCUGUCCGCUAAUGAAUUUCCUCUCAUAGGAAAUCAUUGCGGCCGAAAAGCGCAUGCGCGGCCGAAAAGCGCAUGCGCGUCCAACGCAGCGCUCAGCCAAUGAAAAUCUUCUCAUAGAGAUUCAUUGGCUACAAUGAAUCUCAAUGGGAAGAAUUUCUAUGCAUACCGCGCAUGUGCGCGUUCACGAGCGACGAACUGAGUGACAUCUCAGUUCACCGCCCACUGCCCUCCCUUAGCCCACCUCCCAUUCCUGUAGCCCUGGUUUUCUAUCAGAUUCAGAUACCUUCUGAAUCUGAUAGAACACCAACUCUCACCACCCUGCGCCAGUCAAGGAAACCAGAUUCAAUAGUAAAUAUCUAAUUUAAAUCUAAAUUAAAAUUAUAUAUAUAUAUAUAUAUAUAUAUAUAUAUAUAUAUAUAUAUAUAUAUAUAUAUAUAUAUAUAUAUAUAUAUAUAUAUAUAUAUUUGUGUUAGGUGCUUAAGAUAGUACAGUAUGAAAUACCAUGAAUAAGCGUAGGAUGAUAAAAGGAGCAAGUCGGUUGUGGUGUGCCGAAACCGACGAUGAGGUAGGCCUGAGAAAGAAGAGGGCCCACCCAGGAAAAGAAAUAGAAAGGAAAUAAAUGUUAAAAGUGGUGUGGUGGGAGGGUCAUUCAACGCUGACCUCGAACGGUAAGGAGCAAGGUAAGGGGAGUGCCUUAAGUAGGCUAGGGGUAGCAAACCAGCACCUCCCACAAAUGCAGGCAAAUUGCCUUAAUACUUGUGUUAGGUGCUUAAGAUAGUAUAGUAUGAAAUACCAUGAAUAAGCGUAGGAUGAUAAAAGGAGCAAGUCGGUUGUGGUGUGCCGAAACCGACGAUGAGGUAGGCCUGAGAAAGAAGAGGGCAAAAAUUAAGUAAUCAAAUUUAUUAACAGACAACCAAUACAUAUACAUUUAUCAACCAGACAUGUUUAUGAAAGCAUCCCUUAAUUCUUGUACUGGGUUCGGUAUGUACCGUGAGUAAGCGGAUGACUUCCAGCGCCCCAGUGUUUUGAUAACAUGAGUUGGGAUGUUGACACUGGAGGCUGUGGACGCGGCUCCUAUACGAAAGGAGUGUCCUGAGUAUUUGUUUGCGUUGAGGCCCAGUUGUGUGAGCAAGGACCUGACGUAGGUCAUGAAGGUUGUAGUGGUGAGUACUGCACCUUGUAGUUGUAAUAACGGUUGCGAGGGCAGUAAGUGAUGGUGCUGUAUGUAGGCAUCAAGAACCUUGACGGGACACCAUCUGUUGUGCGUGGGAUAGUACGGAAUGUUUACAGGUAUGUGCUGGCUGGUUUUGGAGUGAGGUAAAGACAGGAUGUAAUGAUCCAUAUGUUUUGUCAAGUGGGAAUAGAGAAGGAAUGGAGUGGUUUGGGUCGUGGAGGUCGUAGUGAAUUCUCUGGGUCGUAGAAAUCCAUAGAAAGCGAUGUAUAUUGCUGUUUUGAUGAUAGAAUUCAUAUUAGUGUCAAACGGUUUUAGGUCAAGUAGGUUAGAUAAUGCUUUGAAGAUAUGGUUAUCUAUGGGUAGCCUCUGGGCCAAAUGUGUGGGUUCUGAUUUUUUAAUACCUCUGAGUAUGGUCUUAAUUUGGUGAGAUGCCAUGAAACUGUUGUUAUUUGGGUGUAAGAUGAGCAUGUGGUGUUGAAUGCCAGUGAGAUAGAGUUUGAUGGUGUUGUAUGACAUUUUGAGUUUAAGGUGGCAAAAGGAAGCAAACCCCAAAAAAGAUGUCAUAACAAACGGUUGUAUGAUGUUAUGUUCCAGAAGGAAUCGUUUGAAUAGUGUAAAAGCCCUGCUGUAUGUUUUGUUUGUAUUGUUUGAAAGUGCCAACUGGGACAAUGCCCUGCUAUGCUGCAUGAUGACGUCUAGUCCAGUAUGAGUUGUUGAAAUGUUGGAGUGAUGGUGGCUGUGGGUGCUGCUGACGGGAGUGCUUGAUGAAACUCCUGAAAUUUAAAGCGAGACAAAUUGUCAGCAGCUGUGUUAUAUACACCUGGCACAUGGAAACCACAUAGGAAGAAAUUAUGACAAGCUGCCAACCAAGUGAGUUUCCUCAGAAAUCUCAUGAUCGUAAGAGAUUUGGAACGACCUUUGUUGAUGAUUUGCCUGGUUGUCUGAAUAACAACGCACUGGCGUAUUAGUCCAUAAAUGACCCCAUGCUACGGCAGCCGCCACUAUGGGGUAGCUCUCAAAAAGAGCUGAGGUAGUGGAAAAACCUUCCAAAUCCUGAACUGCUGAAGGCCAGCUGCCCCAAAGCCAUUCGUUCCCAAAAAUUGCUGCAAAACCAGUGGUAGAUGCCGCAUCUGACCAAAUGGUAGGAGAUGAUUCAGUCAAUUGAGGGAGGAACAUACUUUUACUAUUCCAAGUGGUUAAAAAUCUCUUCCACAUGUUUAGAUCUGCCGUAGCUUGGGCAUCUAAGGACAACCUGAGCGUGUCAUGUAGAAAAAGUGGGAAAAGAUGCAAUAGUUGUGAAAUAAAGGAGCGGCCUUGAGGUAUGAUGCGCAUCGCAAAAUUUAGUGACCCUAGCAGGGACUGUAGCUCUUUGCGGUUGCAAGUGCCGAGCUGUAGGUAGUUGUUUAUGUAAGUGAGAAUAUUCUCUAUCUUAUCGCAUGGUAGGCUUGCUUGCAUUGUGGCAGAGUCUAAUUGGAUACCCAAAAAAGUGAUAACCGUGUCUGGCCCUUCUGUUUUCUUUGGGGAGAUGGGUACACCUAUUUGCUCAAACAGCUAAGUGGUAGCUUUGAGGCUAGUGGGAGGUGAAGUAUUCUCCUCGACCAGUAGGAAAUCGUCCAAGUAAUGUAAUACCGUAGGGCAUCCGGCUAUGUUCAAUAGUAACCAGCAUAAUGCUUCAGCAAAUGUGUCGAAAAUAGUUGGGCUACUUUUGGACCCAAAAGUUAACCAGGAGAAAAAAUAUUAGUUCCCGGACCACUUGAUGCCAUGCAGGUGCCACAGUGUGGGGUGGAUAGGGAGUAACUUGAAGGCGUUAGUAAUGUCGGUCUUACUGAGCCAGGCUCCAACUCCUGCUUGUAUGAUAGCUGUAAUGGCGUGAUCUAUGGUGGUGUAUUGCAGAGAGAAUUCCUCAGAGGGUAUGAGGGAAUUAAGACUGGGGUUGGCCGAUGAGUGGGGAGCCGAUAAGUCAAUGAUGGAACUCUGUUCUUGGGAACAUUUCCCUGUGACAAUACCAAUAGGGUUGGUGCGCCAUUCUGUGAAUGGAGGAGUUCUAAAAGGCCCCAAUACAAAGCCCUCAUCCACUUCUUGGGCUAUGUUGGGCGGAUUGUAGGUUAGGGCAUUCCAGAGUUCCAGCUGGUAUGUGUAGGAUACCUGUGUGGAAGCCUUCUGUUAAACCAGAAAUAAGAAAGUCUACCAGGUGUCUAGAUGGGUGCUGAGAUUGUAGGUUAGGGCAUUCCAGAGUUCCAGCUGGUAUGUGUAGGAUACCUGUGUGGAAGCCUUCUGUUAAACCAGAAAUAAGAAAGUCUACCAGGUGUCUAGAUGGGUGCUGAGACAUCAAUGUUGUGAAUACUGGCAUAUUAAUGGACGUAAGGUAAGGCUUGGAAUACAUUUUAUUUGGACACAUGGUCUUUGCAUGUGCCCUAAAACAUUUUGAACAGACAUGCAAUAGUCUACAUCCACUGUAAUUACAAGACCCAACAUUGAAAUUAUUACAUACCUGGGACUUGCCCAGAAACUUGAUUGGGCGUCCCAAUUUGUCUUUCGAUAGUUUCCCUGGAUCCCCAGAGGAACUAGUUCCUUGUGUGGAGGCAUGUCCGUCUGCCGUGUUGGGACAAAAAUUAGUAGUAUGGGCUGUGGAGGAGCAGUAUGCACAAGCUGGUGUUCUUAGACCUGCAAAGUGUCUGCAAAAUAAGACGGUAUCAAUCCUUCCCCAGUUGGAUCGUGUUCCGUACUGGGAGAAGGCUCCAGCCACUUUUGCAGAAAAAGACCUAUGGUAGUCAUAGAAUGCCGAACCACCAUAUUUGUUGCCCAGGUCUACCAGCUUGUGCAUAUAGAGAUCAAACUCCUCUCUUCUGUUAGGAUAAACCGCACAGAUGACAUCCCUGUAAAUACCAAACGCUAGUACAAAUUCAGGGAUAGUCAGUUUCCUGUUCAGGCGGGCAUCCCUAGAUCUGACAAUAACAGAAACAUCAUCAUAAGCAUACGUCUUAUGUUCCACAAUGUCCUGGGAGGCAAUCAACAGGGAAGCCAGGUUGACGUCUUUACCUUCCAGGAUAUCCCUUUUGAUAUGCUCAGGUAUCAUGUGGGCCGGGCUAACUUCCUGGUCAUCCAGGGUGCUGGCUGGAGAGUAUAAUGGCAAGGCUGGUGUUUGUACCGCAGCCGCGGGUGGCCCUGCUAGAGUGAGGGCCGUGGUGACCGACUCAAGUUUCUCCAGCCUGGAGUUGACCUUGCCCAUGGAUGCCAUGAGUGAGGAUAACAUGGCAUGUAUGUCCCCUGGGUUGGACUGGCUAGAUCCUUCCCCGGCCUCCAUGUUAUUAGUUGAUGUGCGUAGCAGUUUGAAAAGUUCUGCCUUCCUUGCUGUAGCGGGGUAGGGGAUUUGUCGUCUCCUUAAUUCCGUGGUUAUGCGCGGGAUUGUCCAGGAUCUGAUUGAUGCUGGACUAGCUAGCUCUCCUCCUUGUGUGGGAGUGACAGCUCUAGCCGGGGUGCUAGGCAAGGAGAAAUCCUCUACCCCUUCCUGAGACAUACUAUAAAUAAAACAAUAAUUAGUAUAUAGAACCACCAAAUUGUACUGGCAGGCUAGCUAGGCCGGAUGGCGAAAGUAUUAUACUUGUUUGGUGACAGGUGAGGCCCUGCUAAUUGCCAAGCGGCUUGAGAGGCUCUAUCUAUGCGUUGGCGCGAGGGGUUAUUGAGGCCACUUGACGUAGUGGCAGGAGUUUUAGGCCUCUCGGUGACUGUAUGACAGAAAACAGGGGAAGGGAGUGACAGGUGAGGCCCUCUCUUUGCAACAUGCGAGGCGGCUAGCUAACGUGUGGCCCGAUGGGUGUUUGCCUCCGAAACGUUUGAGGCGGGGUGUUGGCCUCGCGGGACCACUAACUGAUGGCGACAGCCAAGACGGGGUAAAUACCUAUUGGGAAUCCUGUGACCCUAUUGCCAGUACUCUAAACUAGGGGGAUGAAAUGAAAUGUAUGGUAGAAUACCAUAUGAGCAGGUGUACGUACCUGGUAGUAUGACAAAUCACAGGAAUAAACCGUGUGGAGCAAUUAUAUAAGCUUGACAGCCUAAAAAUGGGUAAAAGAGAGUAGUAUGAUGAGUGUGGAGUGUGAAAAGAAACAGACUUAUAGUCCGUAGCAGCGAUGUAUUAAAAUUAUGUUGAUACCAUGGGAAUAGCUAUGAGUGGCUCAGAAAUGUUAGCAUGCUUGAAUAAGACAUCUGAGGGAGGCCGUGGCCUAUGUACCAACAAUCUAUGUGUUACGUGAUAAUGGUGUGUAAAGGAAAACAUGAAACGUAGGUUAUAUACAUAUGUAUAUGACUGUGCAGGGAACGUAUGAUUGGUUGGAUCAGUACGUGUGAUUCAACCCGAGUAUGCAUGAAAAAGGAAUUAAGCCUUAUGUGUCAUCGUCAUGACAGAGAAAUGAGGCCUGUAAUAUAGGCUGAGUGAAUUGAAAUGAAAUGGAUAGUUAUAAAACUCCUGGCGUGGUUUCAAUGAUCUGUACAGAAAUGUAACUGGUUUUAUAGAAAGGGACAUGGAUGAGGUCCUGGCCUAUUUAACACAGCGUUAUGUAUGAUAUGUAGCAGAAUAACCAAAGGCAGGGAUACCCCAAAAUGAUUUAAAAUGAUGUAAAGUGAUGUAUAUCUAUAUGAUAUAUUGUAUAGAAAAGAGGUAUCAACCCGAGAAUUAUGCUUAAAUGAACCUAUAUUCUUUGUAUGUGUUGUAGUAAUAACCCAGAAGUGAGGCCUGUAACAUAGGCUGAGUCCAUUUGUAUAAAUGGAUAAGUAACGCAGACCCCUGAAAGCGUGGGAGUCAAAUGGUAUAUACAGAGAAGUGGACGUAAUACAAUACUGACAAUAUUUUAAAAGUAAUCAAAAUAAUCUAUUUAAGCAAGCAAUUCUUUAACCGAACGUUAUAUACACAUGAAAUGGUGAAUAUAAUUCAUGAAAGGAUUAUACGUGAACACACAGAAAAGCCGAAAGCAAAUGUGAGGGAAACACAGAAGUUAGAAUAGUUUAACCGUAUGACUUAUGCGAACCGAAAGUGUGUUUGAGCGUAAGUAAAAAUUUGCCGAACGGCAAAACAACCGAAUGAUAAUUCGUUUCAAUGACUAUUGAACGAUUAAAUAUGUUCAGCCGAAUGUCCGUACGAAUGAAAAAGCCCGCGAAUGGCUUGAAACAUUCGUGUCAUAACCAGGGAAAAAGCCGUAAAGCGAGGACCCGUGCUGUACCGUACGCCGUGGGAACCGGUCCUGGCGUGACAGGAAGGUCUGACUUACGGUUUAUGAGUCCCUGGGACGCGAUCUACGACGGAGACCGGAGUCAGAAGAAGCUGGACGGGCGGAAAGGCCUGAACAGGAUUCCUGGACACAGCUUAACGUGGUGAAACCUCGUGGAUACUGAAACCAAGAUGGCGUCUGAGAGAACCCGGAAGUGGAUCCUCAUUCAACGCUGACCUCGAACGGUAAGGAGCAAGGUAAGGGGAGUGCCUUAAGUAGGCUAGGGGUAGCAAACCAGCACCUCCCACAAAUGCAGGCAAAUUGCCUUAAUACAUAUAUACAUAUAUAUAUAUAUUUUUUUUUUAUUAUGAAUGCUUUCCUAUGUGACCGGCUGAAUACGCGCGCAGCUCUUGCCGCGCGUACGCAUUAAGCCGAUGGGGAGGAGGAUCGGAGGAGGAGAGCUCUCCACCCAGCGCUGGAAGAAGGUAAGUUUUAACCCCUUUCCAGAGCCGGGCGGGAGGGGGACCCUGAGGGUGGGGGCACCCUCAGGGCACUAUAGUGCCAGGAAACAGAGUAUGUUUUCCUGGCACUAUAGUGGUCCUUUAACAUACAUAUACAGUGCAGCAAGUAGAGGAGCUUAUGAGAUUUACAUUUACAAGUAAAGUAAAUAGCACUUAGCUGACGUUGGACAUUCUCACAGAUUACAACGUCAGAUAAGUUCACUAUAGGAAUGCAAUCAGCAAUGCUUCACUAUGGGAGAGGUUUAAAGGACCACUAUAGUGCGAGGAAAACAUACUCUUUUUCCUUGCACUAUAGUACCAGGAGGGUGCACCCACCGUCAGGGUCCCCCUCCCGCCGGGCUAUAGGGUGAGGAAGGGGUUAAACUUACCUCUUUAUCCAGCACCGGGCGGGAAGCUCUCCUCCUCCUCCUCUCCUACUUCUUCUACUCGUCUUUUGUUGAAUUUUUCAGGCACUCCAUAAGAAAGCAUUCACAAUGCUUUCCUAUGGACGCUGGCGUCACGUAUGCGCCUCUAGCGGCUGUCAAGAGACAGCCAAUGGAGUAUGGAUUAAUCCAUUUAUAAACAUAGCAGUUUGUCUGAAAAUGCUAUGUUUACAGCAGUCAGGGUUAAACAUAGGUGGACCUGGCACCCCGACCACUUCUUGAAGCUGAAGUGGUCUAGGUGCCUAUAGUGGUCCUUUAAUCAGUGAGCGGCACAGGACAUGCAGGCACAUUUGGCACACCCUGCAGGAUGACAUUGCGGUAGGCAACAGAACAGACCAGCGCUGAGGUACACUUAAAAAAGUUUACGCUAAGAACUUUGCAAUAAAAUUUUUUGUGACCGUGUGGUCCGUAGUCACCUAAAUGUAGAUUAGGGCACUGUAGCGUUAGUAGUACAAACACACGUUUUAAAGCAAAGACCGAUAAUCUAUAAACUUUAAAGGACCACUAUAGUGCCAGGGAAACAUACUCGUUUUCCUGGCAUUACAGAGCACUGAGGGUGCCCCCACCCUCUGGGUCCCCCUCCCGCCCGGCUCUGGAAAGGGGAAAGUGUUUAAAACUUACCUUUUUCCAGCGCUGGGCGGGGAGCUCUCCUCCUCCGAUCCUCCUCCUCCCCGUCGUCUGAAUGCGCAUGCGCGGCAAGAGCUACGCGCGCAUUCAGCCGGUCACAUAGGAAAGCAUUCAUAAUGCUUUCCUAUGGACGCUUGCGUGCUCUCACUGUGAUUUUCAUAGUGAGAAGCACACAAGCGCCUCUAGCGGCUGACAAUGAGACAGCCAAUAGAGGAUUUGGGGGAAGGAUUAACCCAUUUAUAAACAUAGCAUUUUCUCUAAAAAUGCUAUUUAAAAAAAAAAAAAAAUGGGUUAACCCUAGCUGGACCUGGCACCCAGACCACUUCAUUAAGCUGAAGUGGCCUGGGUGCCUAGAGUGGUCAUUUAAUGCGAAUAGCCACAGCUUACCGAUAUUCGGUACAUUUACGAUUUCAAAAUUAUAAAUAAAUAAAAUUUUGAAAGGUAAAUGCACAAAAUAUACAUGACACAUGUACUAGAUGCAGUGAGGGGCGGAGUCUGACCGCCGAACGGAGCAGAAGCAGGGGACACGAGCUCCUGCUCGACGGGCAGGAAAAGCGGCACAAACGAGGGCUAAAUAGCCCAAAGACCUGCCAGGGUGCAUCACCCACGUCGGGGGUGCACCCCUGAACCAAACGAGAAUUUUUUUUUUUUUAUUAUUUUUUUUUUUUUUGGAGCCUGUAGGAGCUAUAAAAGCGGGACACCAAGCGCGGCCUACAGAAGCCGGAGCCGGGGAGAGGAGGGCCGCUCUCUCUGACACCGGACCCCCUAAGCAACCAAGCAGGUCUCCAACCCCCCCCCUUUGGACCGGUGGGGGAUAUCCCGGUCCCCACUGGACAGACAGACCAGGCAGGCUGAUCAGCCCCUUGGCUACAUCGCCGGCAGGAACGCUGGACCACCGAGGUACACACAACAUGGCCGCCAAGCAGAAGCCAAGAUUGGCGGGCACACACGCCACACCACCAGCUGGCUGCAUGGAGGGCUUUGACAGGCUCUGCAAGGGCCUCUGGACACUACUUCGCCACCGCGGAGUGUCCUGCAACCAAGCAGCCAGAACGAGCGCCUUAUGGAUCCGCCCUGUGACACGCAGACGCCAUUACAGAUACCCACUCCAAGCCAACAGGCCAUCUAAACGGCCACGAAGGCGCCAAAAACCGUCAUGGCGGACCAUAGUACCAGGCUGCCGGAACCCACGCACUCGCACCCAUGCACACAGCAGCUGGAUCAACGAGCCAUCCCUGCAGCCACACCACCUACUCACAACUCUACGCCCGGAGAAGAUGGCUGAGCACCACGUGGCUGUACAGAAGGACGCCUCACACAGAAACACCACAGAUGGAACUAAACCAGGGGGCCCCACUGAGCAGCGAGCUUUAUAUGGACAUAGCAAGUAUCUGCCACCGAUGCCCGUAACAGGCAUAGGCUGAGGGACUCCUGGCCUGCAUAACUAAGCCCCCAGCUUGGGCCCAAAGCAGUAAUACAUACACCCCCCAUCACUACGACCACAUGCUAAAUAGUAUGCGUUGGCACCCUGUGCCUUUAUAAACCCACUUUAGCAAUAGCAGAUCACCUGCCAGGCCACCCAGUGGAACCUCAUUUCAUGUAGAUAGGGAAGCAGGGACAUGUCCUGUUUGCCUUUACAAUCUAAGCAUUAGCUGCUGACUCCACCUUGUCUACAAUGUGUUCUAGAGAUCAUAUAAAUACAAUGUGUGACUAAUCUCUAACAGUUUCAUACCUUAUAUUUUGCAAUGUGCUACCCGUUAAGCGACUAUUACCUACUCCUCCUAUUGUUAGCACAGAUAGAUCAAACAUGUUUCUAUUCCGUAUGCAUAUCACUUCUGUUUUAUAAUAUAUAAAAAUGUGCAGACAUAUUACUUGCCAUGUUUGAAAAUGUAUGAUUUUGCGUGUAACUGCUGUUGUGGCAACACACGCUCGUUGUUAAAACAUGCACAACAAAAAUAAAGAAUUAAAAAAAAAAAAAAAAAAAUGUACUAGAUGCAGUGUGUUUAUACAGGGGAGUUGUGUGUAUUUGUGUAUUGUGUGUAUAUAAUGAAUGCAUAGCGUGUGUGUGUGUGUGUUUCUGGAGGUAUGUAAUUUAGGUUUUAUUCUGUCAAAUUUUUAAUAAAUGUUACCACUCAAAAACAUUGAUAAAAGUCACGCACAAUGCUGAUUCUGAUGACGCAAGACAAUUCUCUGAAAUUAAAAACAAAACCAUAUUAUAUUUAAAAGAAAUUAAAAUUCAUGUUUAAGAUUAGUUGGAUACGUAAAUAUGAUUUUGACUGUGUGCCAGCAGGCGAAAAAUGCAGCCCCAAGAAAGGAAAAGUAAAAAUUCAGGGCAGCACUUUUCACGUGCUGAGCAACAGUGAAACUGUGGCAAUAUGGAGAAAUGUAUUUCUUCAACACAGCCGUUUUAUGUAUGCCCUCAAGGAAAGCACAGGAGAAGAGCCUGCCUUGCAUGCGCUGAAGCGCAAGAUGAAGGACAGAUCUUUUCCUGCGCUCCAAGGAUGGCAUACUAAAAUGGUACAUACCGAUUUGAAAAAACACAAUACAACACUCCAAAACGGGUGGAAAAAAAAAAUUCAAAGAAAGAAAAAAAAAAAAGUGAGUUUGACUGUGUGCCAGCAGGCGAAAAAUGCAGCCCCAAAAAAGGAAAAGUAAAAAUUCAGGGCAGCACUCUUCACGUGCUGAGCAACAGUGAAACUGUGGCAAUAUAGAGAAAUGUAUUUCAGCACCAGAACCUUUUGCAUAGAUAUCUCUUUAUCCUAUAUGUAUAAGCAUACAAUAAGACAAAGAGAGCCAGGCAAACUUUACCCCAAAAUAUAGACAAAUUAAAACUUACCGUAACCACUUUGAAUUUUUCACAAAUUCGAUUGCGCUUUGAACGAUUCGUAAAUCUGCGUUCUGAAAUUGAAAAGAAGAUAAAUAUUAUUUUAAAAAAUAAUUUUUUUUUUUUUUAUAUAUAUAUAUAUACACGACUGUAUGUAUGUCUGUAAUGUAUUGUUUUUGGUGCGACAUAUGUAAACUAAUAAUUGAAAAUAAUGUAUGCAGACAUACAACUACAUAUAUUAAUACAAUUAAUCUCAGAAAAUAUUUUUAAAAAUACAUAUGUACACACAUAAAAACAAAUAUAUAUAAAAUUAAAUAGAUUACAUGUCAUAUGUAAACAAAUCUAGAUUUUUUUUUAAAUAAUGCAAAUAGAUCAAGUAAAGAUUAAACAAAUGACUAAAAUUAAAAAAUAAAAACAAUACAAAGACAUUAAAUUAAUAAUAAAAUAUACAAAUAGGAUAAAAGUUUACUUACAGUCAAUGUGCAGCCAGAUUCCGUUAGGGGAGAUGCUGCUUCUUCUUCUGUACUGCGUCUUCAGUGAGAGAUUCUCUCUCACACACUGGCCUCCGAGGAAUAAAAAAGGAAUAGAAAGCUCUGCGCGUUCACAUCUCAGCAUAGUCUCUAAUGCAGGCGCGCUCACAUCUGAGCUGCCUGCAUUAGAGGGAAUGACGUUAGACGUCCAAGAGGACGUCUGACGUCAGCUCACUGUGAUUUUAACAGUGAGGAUUGAGGAAGCACCAUCUAGUGGCUGUCUCAGAGACAGCCACUGUAGGUGGGAAUAGGGGAAAAAAAAUACACUGCUUUUUCUCUGAAACGGCAGUGUAUUUAAAAAAAAAAAAAAAACUAGAGGUACCUGGCACCAAGACAACUUCAUUGAAAUGAAGUUGUCUUGGUACCUAGAGUGGUCCUUUAAAUUCUACGUGUAUACUUAUGUAAUUAGGAUCUUGAGAAAAGUGUCUGGAGGACGGAAACGUUGACACCAUUUACUGGAAAUGUGAUGCUUUUGAAUAAACCGCACGAUUUGAAAUCAUUCCGAGUCCUGUGAGUGCACUUCAAACAAGGAUUUAUAUAUGUAUUUAAUUAUAUAUAAAAAAAACAAAAUCCAGUUAGAAUGAAAUUACAUAUGUAUAUAAUUUUAUUAAAUUUUGAAAAAAAUACUAAUUUUUUUUUUUUUAAUUCUUUAUUUUCGCGUGCUGCAUAACAGAAGGUAAGUUUACCAUAUGCAUUAAUCAACAUUACCACAAAUGUCAACAAUGGUUUAACAGAGCAUGUUUGCUUAUUUUAUUUAUUAUUGUAAUUAUACGUGUAUGUAUGUAUGUGUGUGUAUAUGUGUAACGUCAUUCUAAGUGUAUUUUAAUACUAAUAUGUGCUUAUAUUAAUAUUAAAAUACACUAUAUAUGACGUGUUAUUUAUAUAUAUAUAUACACACACACACACACACACACACACACACACACACACACACACACACACACACACACACACACACACACACACACACACACCGUUGCAAGAAAAAGUAUGUGAACCCUUUGGAAUGAUAUGGAUUUCUGCACAAAUUGGUCAUAAAAUGUGAUCUGAUCAUCAUCUAAGUCACAACAAUAGACCAUCACAGUCUGCUUAAACUAAUAAACACACAAAGAAUGAAAUGUUGCCAUGUUUUUAUUGAACACACCAUGUAAACAUUCACAGUGCAGGUGGAAAAAGUAUGUGAACCCUUGGAUUUAAUAACUGGUUGAACCUCCUUUGGCAGCAAUAACUUCAACCAAACGUUUCCUGUAGUUGCAGAUCAGACGUGCACAACUGUCAGGAGUAAUUCUUGACCAUUCCUCUUUACAGAACUGUUUCAGUUCAGCAAUAUUCUUGGGAUGUCUGGUAUGAAUCGCUUUUUUGAGGUCAUGCCACAGCAUCUCAAUCGGGUUGCGGUCAGGACUUUGACUGGGCCACUUCAGAAGGCGUAUUUUCUUAUGUUUAAGCCAUUCUGUUGUUGAUUUACUUCUAUGCUUUGGGUCAUUGUCCUGUUGCAACACCCAUCUUCUGUUGAGCUUCAGCUGGUAGACAGAUGGUCUUAAGUUCUCCUGCAAAAUUUCUUGAUAAACCUGGCAAUUAAUUUUUCCUUCGAUGAUAACAAUCCGUCCAGGCCCCGACGCAGCAAAGCAGCCCCAAACCAUGAUGCCCCCACCACCAUACUUCACAGUUGGUAUGAGGUUUUGAUGUUGGUGUGCUGUGCCUUUUUUUUUCGCCACACAUAGUGUUGUGUGUUUCUUCCAAACAACUCAACUUUGGUUUCAUCUGUCCACAGAAUAUUUUGCCAGUACUGCUGAGGAACAUCCAGGUGCUCUUGUGCAAACUGUAAACGUGUAGCAAUGUUUUGUUUGGACAGCAGUUGCUUCCUCUGUGGUAUCCUUCCGUGAAAUCCAUUCUUGUUUAGUGUUUUACGUAUUGUAGAUUCGCUAACAGGGAUGUUAGCAUUUGCCAGUGACUUUUGUAAGCCUUUAGCUGACACUCUAAGAUUCUUCUUCACCUCAUUGAGCAGUCUGCGCUGUGCUCUUGCAGUCACCUUUACAGGACGGCCACUCCUAGGGAGAGUAGCAGCAGUGCUGAACUUCCUCCAUUUAUAGACAAUUUGUCUUACCGUGGACUGAUGAACAGCAAGAACUGGUGUGUGUUUUUUAUAGGGCAGGGCAGCUGUAACCAACACCUCCAAUCUCAUCUCAUCUCAUUGAUUGGACUCCAGUUGGCUGACAUCUCACUACAAUUAGCUCUUAGAGAUGUCAUUAGUCUAGAGGUUCACAUACUUUUUCCACCUGCACAGUUACAUAGUUACAUAGCUGAAAAGAGACUUGCGUCCAUCAAGUUCAGCCUUCCUCACAUUUGUUUUUUGCUGUUGAUCCAAAAGAAGGCAAAAAAACCCAGUUUGAAGCACAAUUUUGCAACAAGCUAGGAAAAAAAUUCCUUCUUGACCCCAGAAUGGCAGUCAGAUUUAUCCUUGGAUCAAGCGGUUAUUACCCUACAUUGAAAGAUUAUAUCCUUGAAUAUUCUGUUCUUGCAAGUAUGCAUCUAGUAGCCGUUUGAACAUCUGUAUGGACUCUGAUAAAACCACUUCUUCAGGCAGAGAAUUCCACAUCCUGAUUGUUCUUACAGUAAAAAAACCUUUCCUUUGCCUUAGACGAAAUCUUCUUUCUUCCAGUCUAAACGCAUGGCCUCGUGUCCUAUGUAAAGUCCGGUUUGUGAAUAGAUUUCCACACAAUGGUUUGUAUUGGCCCCGAAUAUAUUUGUAUAAUGUUAUCAUAUCCCCUCUCAGGCGACGUUUUUCUAAACUAAAUAGGUUUAAAUUUGUUAACCUUUCUUCAUAGCCGAUAUGUUCCAUUCCUUUUAUUAAUUUUGUAGCCCGCCUCUGCACUUUUUCUAGUGCCAUAAUAUCCUUCUUUAGAACAGGUGCCCAAAAUUGCACAGCAUAUUCAAUAUGGGGUCUUACCAGUGAUUUAUAAAGAGGCAAAAUUAUAUUCUUGUCCCGAGAAUGAAUGCCCUUUUUUCAUGCAUGACAAUACCUUACUGGCCUUGGCCACUGCUGAUUGACAUUGCACAUUGUUACAUAGUUUGUUGUCUAUAACAAUUCCCAAGUCCUUUUCAUGUGUUGUUAUCCCUAAUUCGCUUCCAUUAAGGGUAUACGUUGCUUGUGUAUUCUUUACGCCGAAGUGCAUAACUUUUUGCAUUUUUCAACAUUAAAUUUCAUCUGCCAUUUGAGUGCCCAGUCUCCCAGUCUAUCUAAAUCCCUCUGCAGCAAAGUAAUAUCUUGCUCACAUUGUAUUGUUUUACAAAGUUUUGUGUCAUCUGCAAACACUGAAACAUGACUUUCAAUGCGGUCUUCAAGAUCAUUUAUAAACAUGUUAAAUAGAAGGGGUCCCAGAACAGACCCCUGAGGGACACCACUUGCCACCUCUGUCCAGCUUGAAAAUUUACCAUUAAUGACAACUCUUUGUACUCUGUUUUUAAGCCAAUGUUCUACCCAAGAACAAGCAUUUUCAUCUAGACCUAUUUCCUUGAGUUUGAACACUAAUCUAUUGUGUGGAACUGUAUCAAAUGCCUUGGCAAAAUCCAAAAAGAUCACAUCCACGGCAUCACCCUGAUCUAUACUUCUACUUACUUCUUCGUAGAACGCAAUCAAGUUAGUUUGACAUGACCUGUGCUUCAUAAAACCAUGCUGAUUUUGCUGAUAACCAUGUUCUUCUCAAGGAAUUCUUGAAUAUUAUCCCUUAAUAAACUUUCAAAUAUUUUACCAGCCACAGAAGUUAAGCUCACAGGUCUAUAAUUUCCAGGCAAGGAUUUUGAACCCUUUUUGAAUAUAGGAACCACAUCAGCCUUCCUCCAAUCCUCCGGAACACUUCCUGAAAGAAAAGAAUCUUGAAAGAUUAAAAACAGAGGUUCACUUAUUUCUGCACUUAGUUCCUUAAGUACACGUGGAUGGAUGCCGUCAGGCCCUGGAGCUUUGUUUAUAUUAACUUUCUUUAGUUGCUGCAGCACCUUGUCUUGAGUUAACCAAUUACAAUUAUUCUGCAAGUUUUUAGUAGCUAUCAUUUGCACAUCUAUUGCCAUAGGUUCUUCCUUAAUAUAUACGGAGGAGAAAUAGUUAUUUAAAAUUCCUGCCUUUUCCUGGUCUUCAUUAAUUAACACCCCCGUUUCAGUUUUUAGUGUACCUACACUUUCAUUUUGGUUUUUUUUAGAAUUUAUGUACUUAAAAAAAUGCUUUGGGGUUGGUUUUGCUCUCUUCAGCUAUCAUUAUUUCAUUUUGAAGUUUAGCAAGUCUAAUUGCCUUUUUGCACGCAUUAUUUGCAUCCUUAUAUCUUUUAUAAGAUGCAUCUGAUUUGUCCGAUUUAAAUGCUUUAAAUGCCCUUCUCUUACUUGUAAUCUCUUGUUUUACUUCUCUACUAAGCCAUGUUGGUUUUAAUUUGUUUCUUUUAUAUUUAUUUCCCAAUGGUACAUACUGAGAAAUGUACCUUUGUAAUAUUUGUUGGAAGAUGAUCCAUUUAUCCUCAGUGUUUUUUCUUUUCGCUAAAGAGUUAAUGCCAGUCAAUAUAUUGUAAAGCUUCCCUUAACUUAUUGAAAUUAGCCUUUUUAAAAUUAUAUGUUUUAGUAUUCCCCAUGUGCUUUUGUUUUUUUGAGUUUAUUUCAAAGGACACUAUAUUGUGAUCACUAUUUCCCAAGUGCUCACCUACUUGAAUGGUGGUCAAAAGAUCAACGUUGUUUGUUAAAACCAGGUUCAGACAAGCAUCCAUUCUAGUUGGUGCUUGUACAAGUUGUGACAUGAAGGUGUCAUUUAACAAGUUUAAAAACCUAAUUCCCUUUGCUGAGGCACUAGUCCCUCUGUCCCAAUUUAUAUCCGGAUAAUUAAAAUCUCCAAUAAUUAAAGUGUUACCCAGAUUUGCAGCUUUCUCAAUUUGCUCAAACAGCUGUUGUUCCUCGUCAAUAUUAACAUUAGGUGGUUUAUAACAUAUCCCAACCAAUAGCUGGUUUCCCUUCUUUUCCCCCAAGCAGAUAUUUACCCAUAAAGCUUCCACAUUAUCCUCCUCGCAUUCCAUUUGCUUAACAUUUGGCUUUAAAUCAUGUUUGACAUACAAACAUACCCCACCACCCUUCUUGUUUUUCCUAUCCUUCCUAAAUAGCAUGUACCCAUUUAAGUUAGCUGCCCAGUCAUGUGUCUCAUCCCACCAUGUUUCAGUUAUGCCUAUUAUAUCAUAUUGUUUAGUGUAUGCUAAUGCCUCUAGUUCCCCAUUUUGUUAUUUAGGCUCCUUGCAUUAGUAAGCAUACAUUUAAUAUUAUGCAUCACUUGUAUAUUUUGUGAAUUUUCAACAUUACACAGCUUCUCUGUUCUGAGCUUGCCCUCCCACCGUUUCCACCCCCCUUGUACUGUGCUAAAGCCCAUCUCCUUUCUGUCCUAUCUCCAUUUUGUAGAUUGCUAUGACCCUCCCCCCCUACUACUAGUUUAAAAUCUCCUCCAACCUUCUAGCCAUCCUAUCCCCCAGCACUGCAGACCCUCUCCCGUUUAGGUGCAAUCCAUCACCACUAUAAAGGUUGUGAAUGUUUACAUGGUGUGUUCAAUAAAAACAUGGCAACAUUUCAUUCUUUGUGUGUUUAUUAGUUUAAGCAGACUGUGAUUGUCUAUUGUUGUGACUUAGAUGAUGAUCAGAUCACAUUUUAUGACCAAUUUGUGCAGAAAUCCAUAUCAUUCCAAAGGGUUCCCAUACUUUUUCUUGCAACUGUGUGUGUGUGUAUGUGUGUGUGUGUGUGUGUGUGUGUGUGUGUGUAUGUGUGUGUGUGUGUGUGUGUGUGUAUAUAUAUAUAUAUAUGUGUGUGUGUGUGUGUGUGUGUGUGUGUGUGUGUGUGUGUGUGUGUGUAUAUAUAUAUAUAUACACACACACACACACACCGUAUUUUUCGCUCCAUAAGACGCACUUUUUUUCCCCUCAAAAGUGAGGGGAAAUGUCUGUGCGUCUUAUGGAGCGAAUGUGAAGCUUGACUUACCUGUCUUGUAGCGUGGGCCGGCUUCACAGCACGCUCCGCGGUACAGGAACCUUAAUUUCAGGUUCCGGUUUCCGGCGGGACUGAAAGGAAGAGCACAGUGUGCACACUUCCUUUCAGUCCCGCCGGAAACCGGAACCUGAAAUUGAAGUUCCUGUACCGCGGAGCGCGCUGUGAAGCCGGCCCACGCUACAAGACAGGUAAGUAAUUAUGUGACAAGGGGAGGGGGGGACUCUAUGGGACUAUGGGAGGGAAAGUGCACUAUGGGACAAGGGGGGACACACUAUGGAAUGAGAACACUAUUGGACAAGGGGAGGAGGGGUUAACAAUCACUAUGAGACAGGGGAGGAGGGUUUAAAGAUAACUAUGGGACAAGGGAGGGGGGUUAAAGAUCAUUAUGGGACAGGAGAGGGGAGUGGGUGGUAAGGAACAAAAAAUUGCUUAAAAAAAAAAUAAAAAAAUAUUCUGAACAAACUGUCCCAUAGUAAGAAACACCAUGGAACAGUUCAGAAUAUUUUUUUUUCCUCCUCUAAAAACUAAACUAAAAAUAUAUCUAUUUGAAGGCAUGGCCUGAAGUUGUGGGAGGGGCUAUAGACCUAUAAAAGGGACUCCCCCCUUUCCCUACUUACCUUUUGUUGGUCAGACGAAUAGACUGUUCAAGGUCAGCAUUUGCAUGAGAUCCACUUCCAGGUCAUACAAGACGCCGUUUUGGUUUCACCUCUGCUACAUGAGGUCUCCUACUCCAAGCUGUGUCCAGGAAUCCUGCAGCAGGGCUUUCCGUUAAUCCAGUGGCUUUCUCUCCGGUCAGCAUAGUAUUUGGUGUCUCAGGGACUCUCAAACCGUAAGUUGACCCAUCUGUCGCGCCAGGAUUAGUUCCCACGGCGUUCAGCACGGGUCCUCGCUUUACGGUUUCCUUUCGUUUUGCACGGUUAUUUUGCUACCUUAUACUCACCUAGCUGUUCAUGUAAAAUCUGUUUUGGUUAAAAUCUGUUCGGUUAAAACUACAAACGAAAUACAAUUUUUUUUAUUUUUUUUUCGCCUACACACUGGUGUACUACAGGCUUCUUAGACAUUAUCGCAUUUCAUGUACAAAGCAACGAACCACUGCAUUUUUCACCUACAUACUGACCCCUACCGGUCAUUCAGUGUACUACAGGCAUCUCAGACAUUUAUUGCAUUUCAUGUACAAACCAACGAACCACUGCAUUUGCUCCUACACACUGACCCCUACCGGUCAUUCAGUGUACUACAGGCUUCUCAGACAUUAUUGCAUUUCAUGUACAAACCAACGAACCACUGUAUUUGUGCCUACACACUGACCCCUACCGGUCUUUUGGUGUACUACAGGCUUCUUAGACAUUAUCACAUUUCAUGUACAAACCAACGAACCACUGCAUUUUUGCCUACACACUGACCUCUACCGGUCUUUUGGGGUACUACAGGCUUCUUAGACGUUUUUCGCAUUUCAUGUACAAACCAAUAAACCACUGCAUUUUCACCUACACACUCCUAUCGGUCAUUCAGUGUACUACAGGCUUCUCAGACAUUAUUGCAUUUCAUGUACAAACCAACAAACCACAGCAUUUUCGCCAACAUGCUGACCCCUGCCGGUCAAUCUGUAUACUACAGGCUUCUCAGAUUUUAUUUCACUUCAUAAGCAAACAAACUAACUACAGCAUUUUAUACUGACUCCUAUCUGUCAAACUUUUCAGACAUAUGGUUAUUCCCCUCAUAACAUUCCCACUAUAAUUAUAAUUACACAAUAACACUUCCUUACAACUCAUGCUUGCUAUGAUAUAAUCAUACCUGCCUACAUAGGCAUUUAGUUACAUUUGCCGACAAUACGCAUACAUUUACCCAAGAAUGCACAUACUAUUUAAAGCACUAUGCAGAAUUCCAGAGUCUAAUACGGAAUAUUUGCAUGUUUGCACGCUUAAAAUACAAGUCCUUCCAAUUACGUAUUUUCACAUAUUCGGUUAUUCAGCUGCCAGUCAUGGUUCACUACACUCAUGUUUCGGGGUACAGUAGUAUUCCAUAUCACACAUGAUAUAACACUCCCGACAAGUUAAGUUCCUUCAAACAGGGGCAUUACGAGCAUUCAAUAAACAUUGGGACGGAGCACUUUGCUCUAUUAAACUUGCAUAACACACAUAUGGGUAUACGCUUUUAAAUGUCUAUAUAUUCAUUUUUCAUACAUUGAUUUACCCGUCCGGGACAUAGGUAUUAAUAACCCUUACGACCAGUAAGGGUAUCUAAUCAUACUACCAGGUACAUACACCUGCUCAUGUGGUAUAUACAUACAUUUUCUGUUUCCCCCUGGGUAUGUCCUUGGCGUACAUGCAAUUAGGGACUAUAGGUUUCCAAUAGGUAUUCUCAUUUCUUGGCAUCUACGCCUGUCGUAUAGUGGUCCCGCGAGGCCAACACCCCGCCUCAACGCUCGGAAGCAAACUCCCAUCGGGCCACUCGCGAGCUAGCCGCCUCGCAUGGUAUAUAGAGAGGGCCUCGCCUGUCACUCCCUUCCCCUUUUUUUUGGUUACAGUCACCGAGAGGCCAACAUCCUGCAACUACGUUUGGUGGCCACAAAAAUCCCCUCGCGCCAUUGUAUAGAAAGAGCCUCUCAAGCCACUUGGCAACUAGCAGGGCCUCACCUGUCACCAAACAAAGAAUUAAUUGUUUUGCCAUGCGAUUUAAGCUAGCAAGCCAGUACUAGCACACUGUGGGUUCAUAUAAUAAUGGCUAUCUUCAUGUUUUUAGUAUGUGUCAAGCAGGAGGUAAGUAUUUCUCUCUACCUAACACUCCAGCUAGAGUCAACACACUUUCACUUGGAGAAGUUGUUGCCAGUCCCACACGACAAUUUUGUCCCAACACAGCGGACGAUCACAUUUCAGGCUCCAGGCUCUAACACCUCUGGUAGUACGUAGAGAACUACCAGAGACAAAUUGGGUCAUCUCAUUCUCUUUGGCAAAUCCCAGAUUUGCAACAAUUUCCAUGUUGGCACAUGUAGUUUCGGUGCAUGCAGAUAUGCUCUCAAUAUGUCAGGGCACAUGCAAACCAUGUGUCCCAAUAAAUGUACCUUACUUCACGUCUGUAAACAUUAUGCAUUUCCAGUACUUUCUAACUCCUCACCCUUCCAGACAUUUAGCUGAUUUCCUAAUCUCCGAAUUUUAAAGGACUUCCGUACAGGUAUUGCCAUAUACUUUUUGGGGGAAUCUAGAAUGCCCUAACUUGCAGUAAUCACAGCAGCAUCCAACAGCAGGCAUUACACUCAUGACCCAAGAAAUGGCAGAAAGAUUUCUACUUGGGCCUCUCCGAUCUACACCAUUUACAGCGUGGCGCAAUCCCAUUGGGAUUGUCACAGGGAAUCUUCCCUCACGCUGUAACUGAUCAUAGACUUACCUGCACCUCAUGCCUUGGCUACCCCAAGUCUAAACUCCCUCAUACCCUCCGAGGAGUUUUCAUUACAGUAUGCCACCAUUGUUCAUACCAUUACAGCUAUCACUCAAGCAGGGGGGAAGCCUGGUUAAGUAAAAUUGAUAUCACAAACGCAUUUCAGACUGCCACCAUCCACCCUACACUGGCACUUACAGGGCAUUUAUGGGCAACAGUUAUAUAUUUCUUCUCCCGCUUAAAGGACCACUAUAGUGCCAGGAAAACAUACUCGUUUUCCUGGCACUAUAGUGCCCUGAGGGUGUCCCCACCCUCAAAGUCCCCCUCCCGCCGGGCUGGAUGGAUCUCUUUCUCCAGCGCCGGGCGGGGAGCUCUCCUCCUCCUCUCCGCCUCUUCAGCUGCAUGCGCGGCAGGAGCCGCGCUCACAUUCAGCCAGUCCAUAGGAAAGCAUUUACAAUGCUUUCCUAUGGACGCUGGCGUCUUCUCACUGUGAAAAUCACAGUGAGAAGCGCGGAAGCCCUCUAGUGGCUGUCAAUGAGACAGCCACAGGAGGCUGGAUUAACCCUAAUAAAACAUAGCUGGACCUGGCACCCAGACCACUUCAUUAAGCUGAAGUGGUCUGGGUGCCUAUAGUGGUCCUUUAACUUUCGGGUCAAGAGCAGCCCACAAUCUUCAAUAUAUUCGUUGAACUCUUUGCUGGUUAUGGUUAAACCUAUCCAGAUGCCCCACUGUCAUACACUCACGAGAUGAUUUCUUGUUGGUCAAAGGGAAUGCCUUUACCUCUAGAAGUUUCAAGGAAGCCAUUAGUAUGUCUUAACACUUGGGUGUCCCAGUAUUCCCUAAGGUCACAGAAGACCCAGACACUAUCGUUACAUUCCUGGGCACACAACUUGACUCUGCAUCCAUGCCAACAAGUUACCACGUGAGAAAUAGGAACAGUCGCAACAACACCAAAUUACCACCUCAUGCUUGGUACUUGCAACCGCAUGGAACUACAAUCCCUACCAGGUUCCUUAAAUUUUGCCAUGCGCAUCAUACCGCAGGCCGCGCUUUCAUUUAAGAUCACUUUGCUUUUUCCACACUCCCGUGUGAUGAUCAGGGGCUGUUCCUAGACAACCAAGCCACGGCAGACCUACACAUAUGGUGGACUUUCUUAACCACACGUAAUGGUAAACUAUUGUGGCAGCUGCCGUGACAGCCGCCACGGCAGGGGGGUCAUUUAUGGUCAAGGUCAUGGAUUACAUGAACCUCGCCAACAUAGCGGACUCUGACAAAACUGGCCUUGUCCACCAGAACUCAAUACACUUGCUAUAGGGUUUUCCACUUAUACAAUACGUUUCAUGUCGGACCAUCACUUAGCUGGUUUUAGGUUUCACCACUUAUGGCCUUCGCCUCUUUUUGCCACCUUAAGUUAAAAAUUCUUGCACAACACAGUUAAACUUAUCUCACGGGCAUUCAACACUAUACAUAUUUCUCCUUCCCAAACAAGGGUUCCUAUCCUCCUACCCCAUCCAUACCUUACUUAGAGACAUAGCCAAGCGGACAUUCCAGCUAAAACUAGAUACUGGCCAUAGACCUACAAUGUUCAAACCAUGUCAGAACUACUCGACCAUGCACCUUUCCGAGCCAUGCACCAAUGCAGUUAUCAAAACUGCUACCUUUCUAGCCUUUAACGGCUUUCUCAGGCCAAAAAAUAACUCCCUAUCAGCAGCCAACAUCAUAAACAACCGUGCCUGUUGACCUCUUAUCUUCUAAAACACACAGACCACUAUGUCCCUUCCUAAAACUAAGACGAGUCAGAUGGGCGAGCUAGUGCAUAUAACCUAUGUAGCAAACUUAACCCUUUAAGAGAGUUUGCCAUGAGCUUUUGGAGGGGCUUGCUUGCCCGCCUCCUGCCAUGUGACUAUGCCCCUGGGGGUAUUGCCCUUUAAAGACAGUAUUUGGGCAUGAUGGAUUUUUAUUAUGCGGCUACUGGCCCUUUAAGCACGGUGUAUGGACUUCUAUUAGACUGUGUAUAGAUUGUGUAUAGGAAGGUGUACCUCUCCCCGUUUCCUGUCCCAUUGUUCUCUAGCUGGGCGUUGUCCCAGGCACACUGCCAGACUAGUUGGAACUGGUUUGGGCUGGAAAGCCAUGCUUCAGUGGGCCUAAAGGGACCUCCACAAAACUUUAAACCCCCAUAACUCCUGAACCCCUGAUCUGAUCUGGGUGAUUUUUGGAUAUGUGUCUCACCCAGAUCAGGGCUACCAGGGGAUGUAAUAUUUAAAGGGGUACUCCUAGGUUUAGGGGUACAUCCAGAAAACAAGGGGAACUGUGUCUUACAUUAAUGGAAUUAUGUGUCACACUAAGGGGAGGGGAUGUGAGGGUGGCAACUCGUGUAUGAUCGGUGUAUUGUGUAAUUACUGUAAAUCCCUCCCUUGCAUGGGAGAAUGCUUUUAAAAGAAGGUUGUGUGAUUAAAAGUUGAGUUCCACUCCUGAUACUGUGUCGUCCAGUUAUUGGGAAAGGUGAUGGGAUAUUAUUGGAUUGUAUUGCUGAUUGUGCUGGAUAUUCUCUUGGAUUUAUCACUUGUUCCUGCAUCCUCUUAAAGUACUUGGUGGAGUUUAGCUGUGAGAAAUCAGCUUUCCGCUACAUUGGUGGCAGCGGUGGGAUGGCGUCCUAGUGCGAGGUAAAGCAGCUCAGAGACACCGUUCGUGGAGUUACAAAUUGAGGGCAACGCUAGCACACGUGCAGCGCCCCUGGGAGCAGAGGUAUCCAGUGACUUGGAGCAUACAAGUAUGGAAGGCUCUAGCGAUGAUUGGAUGGCCGAGUUGAGGCAGCGAGUGGCCCAGUAUGGGGAUGAUGUACCAUGGAGAUACGCCGGGUGAUCUGGAACCAGGUCACGGCCGAGCGAGACACAAGGCUGGCCUGAAAAUGCCGGCUGGCGAAAGAGAGAGAGAGAGUAUGCUCAGCGGAAGGAGUGUUACAGCAGCCGAGUAGAGGCUGCAUCUGAGGAGGCUAGCCGUGUCCCAGGCUUCCGGAGGAACCCGAAGUAGGGGUCCUCAUAGACUUGUCCGGUGAGGAACCACAACUGGCAGGUGGAGAUGGGACCGAGGUCUCUCCACCGGGAUGCUGGGCAGCCGGCCCAGAUCCCCAGCAGCAGCCGGAGUUGCCAGGUGCGGAAGCAGGUUGUCCUUACUCGCAAAUGUUGAGGGACCUCACAGACUGGUCCUGGGAAGACCCACAGAUGGCAGGUGGAGAUGGGACGGUGGUCUCUCUACCAGCCCUACAGGGAUGCUGGGCGGUCGGCCCAGAUCCCCAGCGACAGUAUGUAUCACAGGGAGCUGAAGGUGCUGUCCUUCCUCCCCAGCGGCAGUAUGUAUCACAGGGAGCCGAAGGUGCCGUCCUUCCUCCCCAGCGGCAGCGUAUUUCACAAAGGGUAGACCUUAUUCUCCCAGAUGGGGCAGAUGAGACAGUCAGUCUCGCUUCCCAGCAGCAGGACAAUAUAUUGAAAGGGGAGACAGUCGGUCCCCCUCUCCACCAGCAGAGAGAGUGUAAGGGAGAGGAGCUUGUUACCCCCUCUCCCCAGCAGCAGCUUAGCCCACCAAGGGGAGACACUAAGCCCCCCCACCAGCGCAGAUGGGACCGUGGUCUCUGCGCCCAAGCUACAGGGAGUACGGACAGUCGGUCCUGCUCCCCAGCGGCAGAGUAUUCUACCAGGAGGAGAGAGUCUCGUUCCCCCUCCCCAGCGGCAGCAUAGCCCACCAAGGGGAGAUAAGCCCCCCAUCAGCGCAGAUGGGACCGUGGUCUCUGUGCCCAAACUACAGGGUGUAGGGACAGUCGGUCCUGUCCCCCUGCAGCAGGGCUGUUUAUCCAAAGGGGAGACAGCCUGUCUUCCCCUCCAGCAGCAGCCCCAGGUCCGGAGUAAGGAGCCUACUACGCAAUUCCCUCACCUGGCUCCAACCAUGCUACUCUCGUGGUAGCGCUGGCACCAGGGCAGAGUACUGCUGGUCUCUGCCCACCCAGCAACCCACCGAUCCAGAGUGCUAGUACCCCCCAGAGCCGAGGUGGAGCUCCUGGACCUGGACAAGCGACCCACUACUCCAGGUGUAGUAACCAAUUUUCGUGGGUGGGUUAUACUGCGGAUUCUGUUUUGUGGGUGGGUUGCUGGACUAACCAAGGCACUGACCGACAGGAGGCCAGAUACCUUGUUAGUCUUUUUUGGAAAGGGGAGAAAUGUGGCAAAACCAACCUCGCUAUUGGGCAUUGGAGAAGCCUGUUUGCCCACCUCCUGCCUGCUGACUAUGGCGCUGGGAGAUUUGGCCCUUUAAAUACAGUAUUGGGGCAUAUUGUAUUUUAUUAUGCUGCUGCUGGCCCUUUAAGAACUAUCUGGGGACAUACUGUGGAGUUAUUGGGUGGCCACCAUUUCAUGUAUCAGAGGCACAUGGUGAGAACAAUGGAUGAAGCACAUGGUGAGAACAAUGGAUGGCGGCCAUUUUAACUCACAGACACUGUUUGGACUUUCUGCACGGUGCCAUCUCGCCAGUAUUUGGUGCACGAAGACAUCGUUCAGUAGUUUUAAACUAUACAACAGGGGACACAUUAUACAGUAAUUAUUUUUCAUAUAGCCUGUAUAUGUUCUGCGGAAUCUGCAUUAAACUGCAUCUUCCAAACUACAGAACGGAUCUGGGUGAAUUUUGGAUAUGUGGUUCACCCAGAUCCCCCGGUUCUGAGGAUAUACUUUAUGGGGUUAUUGCAUGUUUUGGGCUCCCUGUGAUAUGUUUUAUAAUACUGUAUUUCUCUGCCUGUGAUAAUUAGAUUAACCAUUGUGUUCAGUAAUCGAGUGUUUUCCUGGCACUAUAGUGGUCCUUUAACAAAUGCACUAUGAUCCUGUAUAAUGUUUUGCAUUAAUGUCUCUUUUUGACCACUUUUUACUGGCCUACAGCAUACGUCUGUUUCGGCACACCUCAACUGAUUAUUCCUAAAGCUACAUCUCUACAGCCCAUCUUAUUCUAUAUCAUAUGAGAAUUCCCUGAAUAUAAAUAAAUAAGUAAAGUAAAUUAAAAUUUUUUUAUAUAUAUAUAUAUAAAUAUAAAAAUUUUUUUUUUUUUUAAUUUACUUUAUUUAUAUUCAGGGCAUUCUCAUAUGUAUAUAUCUCAUAUAUAUAUAUAUAUAUAUAUAUAUAUAUAUAUAUAUAUAUAUAUAUAUAUAUAUAUAUAUAUAUAUAUAUAUAUUUUUUUUUUUUUUUACAGAAUCCAGUGCACUCGCUUAUUCACUAAACAAUGAUUUCAAUUUUUUAUUUAUUUUUUUUGACAAUCUUUAUUUAGUAUCUUUUUCAUUUGAAGAGACCAGUAACAGUCAGAGGCACUACAAUGUGUCUGCAUCAGAGUCAACAUCUUGAAUAAAACAAAAAAGGAAGAAAGGGAACUGUGCACUUCUAACAGUUGGCUAUACCCAGUGUACCAGCCUGAGUUCAGGUCUGCGGCUGCAGCCUUGUCUGGUAGCUAAGAAGGAUAUAGAAUGACCUCUGCUGUUUUGGUAUUUUUGGUCGUCUCCCCACCAUGUUUUCCCGGCUGCGCCCUAGCCAUCUGUGUUAGGCAACAGUAUGCCGGUUCUCCACUUGUGUGUUAGUUGUAGCCACAAACUUAUUUUUUAUUUUUAUGAGCCCUUUUAAUAUCAGUAUCGGGUGAACUACUGUUGCGGUUACGGUAUGUAAUCUACAGUCAUAGCGAACCUCUUAGGAGUCUAUAAUCCACAGUUCGUGGUCAUGGCUUCUCAGUUAUUUCACCAUUGUGAGGCCUGCGGGCUAGGGCGUAUAGGCUCUUCGGGCUCUUGUUGCUGGCAGUCAGUCAUUAAACUGGGCUGGUCGGUCAUGGGGGGGUAUGUCCGGGCUUCUGUCUGUGCCGCAGCCUGAUGGGUUGCUGGUGUGAGAGUCUAUGCGUUUGCUUCGGGUCAAGUCAGGUUUCCACCCCAGGAGCUAUUCCAUUCUGCCACUGUGUCUCUCUAUCUACUUAUUAUGCAAAGGUCUGGGCUUAUGUCUCUCAUGCUGAUGCGCUUUCUUAUUUUGGUGUCGUAGGUGUGGGUAUCUUGUUUCUGUCUAGUUUUAUCCAACUGUUGAGUGCUUCCCAUCCUAUCCAGGGACGUAUCGUGUCCCUAAUGUGGGUCUGUCCGCGUGAAUAUGUAAUCCCUCUGGUCGUUUGGGGGAUAGUCCGAGGUCCCGUCAUGAGGUGGGGGGUGGGGGGGUGGGAGAUGUUGACACAAGGGGUAAUGGGUAGGUGGGGGGUUUAGGUAUGUGUGCUCUGGGCUUCUGAGAGCCCCUGAGGUAUUGUGUUUGGGGUUUUAGAGGCAGCUCUAAGCCUGUGACUUCUUGUAUCUCCCCCCUGAUUGUCUCCCAGUAUGGGGUGAUUGCGGGGCAUGUCCACCACAUGUGGAAGUAUGUGCCGGGGUGCGUGCCACAUCUCCAGCAUGUGUCCGGAGUGUUCUCUUGCAUGCGGUGUAGAGUGUCGGGUGUUCUGUACCAUCGAGUUAAUAUUUUGUAGUUCAGUUCUUCGAACUGAUAGAGCACUUGUGUGUGAGCGUGUAGAUCUUGUCCCAUUCCUGUGCGGAAAGGGACUCCCCCGUGUCUUUCUCCCAGUGGUCCUUGAAUCUGAGCACCACAUCCCCACUGGUCUGGGUCUGGAGUGUGGCGUAUAGGGUCGAGAUACCCCUGGGUAUGUGUGUUCGGUGUACGCACAGAAGUUCAAAGCUGGUAAGGGGUCUGAGCAGGUCCCCACGUCCCGGUAGGGAUUGGAAGUACUUUUUUAUCUGGUGGCAGCGAAACUGUUCGAGUAACGUUGGCGUUCUGCCUGGGUAGAGGUCUCUGAGUGGUUUAAGUCCUUGUGGGCUGAACCAUUGGUGCGGAUACAUCCAGUCGGACGGUUGGAGGCCAGAUAGGUCAUUAUGGGUUAGGGCAUCUGCAAGGUCCAGGUUGUGCGUGAUGGGCGUUAGGGGGCUAGGUGAGGUGGUAAGCUGUAGUCGGUAGCGUGUAGCUAUCCACACUCUGUGUGGCAUCGACUAGGGGUUUUUUGGUUUGUAGGUCUGUGUACGUGGUGGUGUGCAGCCACAGUCUGGAGGGUAUUUUCCGAUCUGUCUGCUCUAGUUCCAAAGACACCCACUGUUUCAAAGGAUGUUGUACGUGCCAGUCCGUUAGUCUAUGCAGGUGUGUGGUGCGAUAGUACGUCUCUAUGGAGGGUAGUCACGUUUCCCCCCCACCCCCACCAGCCAUCUGUUUUGGCUUUGGGUGUUGUUGUUUUUUUUUUUCGUGCGGGUAGGGCGGGAGAUCCAAACAAACCGGCGGAUGGCGGUUGUUAUGGAGCUGAAGAAGGCUCUGGGCACUGUGAUCGGCACUGUCUGGGAUAGAUAGCGUAUUCUGGGCAGCACGUUCAUUUUGACUGCAUUGAUCCACCCAAACCACGAAAUGUAGUGUGGGGACCAUUUUUUAAGGUCUGCCUGCAGUGAUUGAAGUAGCGGGAGAUAGUUAUGGUGGUAUAGUUGAGACGGGUCCUUGGGUAACCAUAUACCCAAAUAUUUCAGUUUGGUGUUGCACCACUUGAAUCGGUACUGGGUAUAGAGGUGUGUUAGGGGAUCUUUGAGGGUCGGUAGGUGGAGGGCCUCAGACUUAUCAGUGUUGAGCUUAAGGUUAGAAAUCGCUCCAUACUCUCGGAAAGAGAGGAGGUUGGGUAACGAAAGCAGCGGCUGUGUGAGAAAGAACAGCAUGUCGUCCGCGUACGCAGCUACUCUGUAUUCAUUACGACCAACGCUGAAUCCUGUGAUUCCCCCGUUCCGUCUGACCGCCCCCAGGAAUGGUUCCAGGGAGAGAGCAAACAGGAGGGGGGACAGUGGGCAUCCCUGGCGGGUGCCAUUUUGGAUCGGGAAAGGGGCAGACAGUGCCCCAUUAAUGCGGAUCCGUGCCAUGGGACUCGUGUACAGGGAGAGCACCCAUGACAGCAUGUGUGGACCGAAUCCCAUGUAUGCGAGUGUGUUCUCCAGAUAUUUCCAGUCUACCCGGUCAAAAGCCUUUGAUUUCAAAUCUUAGAGAUUAAAGUUUUAUUUAAAGACACUGCAUAAGCCUGCCAACUACGUCAAAGUACCCCAUAUUCGGCAGGUCCUAUCCUAGUAGCAGCCUAAUGCUUGCUCUUAUGAGAUUAAUCCACUUACUUGGGAAAUACUUCCUUACUUGGACUCUACAAGUCAAGGCUAAAUAGGGUCCUGGAAUGAGGCACCUGUAACAGGGAGGGGUGCAAAACCAAGGAGUUGGCCUGGGACUUCCAAAUAUAUAAAAGAAACCAAGAGAGCUGCACUCACCUGAACAUGAAUACUUUAUAGGGUGCUGCUGGGGCCAAAAUAUACAAAAUACAGAAUCCAGGGCACUCGCUUAUUCACUAAACAAUGAUUUCAAAUAUUAGAGAUUAUAAUAGUUUUAUUUAAAAACACCUCCCCUAGACAAAAAUGAUGGGGGUUUAGUUACAUUAUGUGUGUGUGUAUAUGUGUAUAUGUAUAUAUGUGUGUGUGUGUGUGUGUGUGUGUAUAUGUAUAUGUGUGUGUGUAUAUAUAUAUAUAUAUAUAUAUAUAUAUAUAUAUAUAUAUAUAUAUAUAUAUAUAUAUAUAUAUAUAUAUAUAUAUAUAUCUCUAUCUAUAUCACACACACAUUUAUUUUAUUUAAAACAUGUUUAAUUUUUUUUUUUUUUUUUUACACCUCCCACCAGCAGAGGUCCCCUUGCUGGCAGAUCCACAGCCAGCUAUAGGGGGCCAUAUUUGCCGUGGGAGGGCUGCCUGGGCUGUUAGGCAGUCCUCCCAAAGAGGAUCGCGGUGAAGGUAAGUACCGCGGACCUCCAGGGCUGUAAGCCGUUACGGUGUUCUAUGCUGCCGCAGCGGCUUUAAAGCCCAUUUAAUGCGGGACGGCAAAGAACGCUAAAUUUUUAUUUAGGACCGCCACUCGGGGGGGGAGGACAGUAGGUCCUCCUUAUUGUUAUUUAGUAGGUUUUUUUAAACAGUGAGGAGACACAGGCUGCUCCCUGUUUAGUGGACAUGCCCCUACUUGCGGUAUAGCAAGUAGGGGCAUUGGGGAGAUUUUAAUCUCCCUUAUGCUAUUAUGGGGUCAUAUUGACCCCCAUAGAGUGAGGGGGGACCUGGGGGGCUUAUGAAGUUGCGGGGAGCACACUCUGCCGCUUCUAUCUUUACAUAUUACAAGGAGGGAGCUGCGUGCCUGUUGUUCCCUCCUUGUAAUAAACUGAACGAACAAACGAACACUGAUAUUCAGUGUUUGUUUGUUCGUCUGACAUUUCUAUUCACUGGGCAUGUGCGGGAAUCUGUCUAUCUAGUGUGGGCAGAUGAUGUGUCCCACAGGGACUUCAUCUACCCACACAAAGAUGGCGGCGCCCUGAAUAUAGAUCAGGGCAGAAAAUAAAGAUUAACAAAUAGGUAAUAUGGGGGGCUUAGGGGCAUUUGGGGGUGACUAGGGGGUCACUUAGAGAUGCGGGAGGGGGGUUAAAAUAAAAAUAAAAAAACGGGAUUCGGCCAUGACAGUGCUGCUUUAUUGGUACAUUUUCAAGCUGGACAAAAGUGGUAAGUAGUGUCCUUCAGGGUUGUAUUUUGGGACCACUUCUAUUUAACAUGUUUAUAAAUGAUCCUGCAAUAGAGAUUGAAAGCCAUGUUUUAGUGUUGGCAGAUGACACAAAACUUUGUAAAGUAAUACAAUGUGAGCAGGAUAUUGCUUUGCUGCAGAGGGAUUUAGAUAGAUUGGGGGAUUGGGCACUCAAAUGGCAGCUGAAAUUUAAUGUAGAGAAAUGCAAAGUUAUGCACUUUGGGGUCUAGAAUGCACAAGCAACUUACACCAUAAAUGGUAGUGAAUUAGGGAUAACCACACACGAGAAGGAUUUGGGACUUGUUAUAGACAAUAAAUUAGGCAGCAGUGUGCAAUGUCAAUCUGCAGUUGCUAAGGCCAGUAAGGUUUUGUCAUGUAUAAAUAGGGGCAUAAAUUCUCAGGAUGAAAAUAUAAUUUAGCCUCUUUAUAAAUCGCUGGUAAGACCACACCUUGAAUAUGCUGUGCAGUUUUGGGCACCUGUUCUAAAGAAGGAUAUCAUGGCAUUAGAAAAAGUGCAGAGACUAGUUGCAAAAUUGAUAAAAGGAAGGGAGCAUUUUAGUUACACAGAAAAGGUAAAAAAUGUAAAUCUCUUUAGUUUGGAAAAAACGGCGCCUCAGAGGGGAUAUGAUAACAUUAUACAAAUAUAUUCAGGGUCAAUACAAACCAUUGUUUGUAAAUCUAUUCAUAAACAGGGCUAUACAUAGGACAUGAGGUCACGCAUUUAGGCUGGAAGAAAGGAGAUUAAAUCUAAGGCAAAGUAGUUUUUUUUUACAGUAAGAACUACAAGGAUAUGGAAUUCUCUGCAUGAAGAGGUGGUUUUAUCAGAGUCCAUAGAGAUGUUUAAACAGCAAUUGGAUAAAUACUUCCAAAAACAUAACAUACAGGGAUAUCCUUUCUAAUUAGUGGGGUUAACUGCUUGAUCCAAGGAGAUAUCUGACUGCUAUUUUGGGGUCAAGAAGGAAUUUCUUCUUAGUUUGUUGCAAAAUUAAAAGCGCUUCAAACUAGGUUUUUUUGCCUUCUUUUGGAUCAACCGCAAAAACAUGAUGGAUGCAAGUCUUUUUUUCAGCUAUGUAACUAUGUAAUCACUAAAUAUUUGAUUGGCAGGGAUUUAUACUUUGUGUCAAAAUACUGAAACUGAAGUCCUAACUGACUUGCAAGGUCAUUCGCUAAACUGCAAAUUGUAGCAAACUGAAAUCUUAAUUGCAAUAUUAAGGGUCCACUAUAGUCACCAGAACUACAGUUUAAUGUAGUUGUUCUUGUGAGUUAUAUCAUUUUUUGCAGGCAUUUUCAUGCAAACGGUAGUGUUUACAUUGCCCUCUAGGGAUACGUCCAGUGGCCACCCCUCAGAUGGAUACUAGAGGUGCUUCCUGUGUGCAGAACUGCUGUUCAGCGUCUCCACGCUCUGCAUGGAGACACUGAAUUUUCCACAUAGAAAUGCAUUUGCAUCUCCUAUGAGUAGGUGCUGAUUGGCCCUGACCUGUCCCGCCUCCUUGGCGAUUUCAGCCAAUCCAAUACUUUUCCUAUGGGAAAGAAUUGGAUUGGCUAAAAAUCGUACAUUGUGAUAACAUUCUCAAGGAGGCAGAUCGAGGGCAGGGCCAGCACCGACAGACCCGUGUGGCGCUGAAAUUUUUUAAUUUUUUUUUUAUUACCUUUUUAAGGGGGUUGAGGGAGGGUAAGCCACCUAAAUGGUGGUUUUAACACAAUAGGGUCAGGAAUACACGUGUUCCUGACCCUUUAGUGUUACUUUAAAGCAAAAAAUAGCGGUUUGGAAAAUAUUCUCCAAUCCAUCUAUAGUCACAGCUUGACUAGUUUUACCUCUGUUUUGCAAUUCAGAUUUUGAUGUGUUAUUAGUUUAGUGGGCAUACUCCAUAGAUUAUUAUAUCUGCUUGUACUGACCGGAUUAUUCAUUAAAGUGAUAAUUGUUGUGAAUUCAAAGUGAAUUUUAAAAGACCACUGUAGUGUAAAGAAUACAACCUGUAUUGCGAACUCUAUAGUGCUGGAAUAGCAGUUUAGGUACCCAGCCCUCUCUGAAAAGGCAGCGUUUACAUUAAGCUGUAGUAGUUCUGGUGACUAUAGUGCCUUUAAGGCCAAAUGUACCCAAUCUGGUAGCAUAGCUGACUUGGAGAAUUGUUCAAGUUCAUCACCUUUGGCCUUAAAUGUAAGAAUUCUUGACCAUUCACUUUAGUGGAUAACCAUUUAAGUUCUUAUUGAAUGUAUUUAUUAACCAUGCAAUAAUUCUUUCUUUCUGCAGGCCUACAGCUCAAAGCCAAGUGUGCCUAUUAUUGCAGCCAAACACCCAUUUAAAUUGGAGGUGAAGGCAGGAAAGGUUUAUCCGUGGUGUGCAUGUGGUCAUAGCAAGAAACAGGUCAGUGAAUAUCCUUUCUUCUUAUUAAUGCUUUGCAUUUUUUGCCACAAAUAGGGAGUGUCUGUUUUCAUUUAACACAAAUAUCUAUGCCCAGAGUAAAGACAUUUAUUAACUGUCUAAAACACUUCCGCUAGUUGCCCCUUGUUUACAAAUAAGUGACUAUUUUUAAAAGAAAUCAUUAAUUUUCAAAAUGUUCCUGUUUACACUUUCCUGGCUGUCAAUAAAUCAAAAGGCAAGUAGGGGUUUCUUCUCUAUAAGACCCAUUAUAUUGGCAGAGAGUGGUGACUGAUUUGCGGGCACUGUAGGACCCCAAUGCUUCUCCAUGAGAAGCAUUGUAUAGGCCUGGGAGAUCAUCAAUCAUACUGAUCUCUUGGUGCUGCAGCAACUUAGACCAUCGCACCGCUGUAUUAGAGGUGACUUCUAUGUUUGGCCUAAAUCUAAAUUUAAACUCUAGAGUGUUCCUUUAAAUGUUGCUAAAUUUCUAUUCAAGCAGCAUUAACAUGGAUCUGUCACACUCCCUUUAUUAACCAAAGACUUUAUUGGAUUAGUCGCGUGAUUAAUAAUCUGAUCAGUUUUUACCAUCCCUUUGGUGGACGCUAAAAAACGCCCUGGGCAUUUCAGUAGUAUGAGUGAGAUUAAAUUGCCACUAAUGCAGAAACGGCAUUGUUUUAGUGUACUGCAGUCCUUUAGCUUAGGAGAGUUGACAGACGUUUGUAAGCAGGAACUUAUAACUCUCAGACACUAGUGAGUGGUGCCUGAAAGACCCCCAAGUAAGAAGUGAAACUGUUCAAAAACAGUUUGAUUCCGUACAAUGGAAGGCCCCUAGGCUACCACUGGCACAGAAGCACUACAGCAAGCUUUAGUGAUUAUGGUGCUGGCGUGUUCCUUUAAAGAAGGAUGGUCCAUUUUGGACCCUGACACUAAAUAAAAGAUUGUUGAGAUAUAUAGAUAGAUCUAUAGAGAUAGAGAGAUAUAUGUAUGUAUUGGUCCAGUUUCAAAAAUAAAAUUAUAAAGUGUAUAAUAGUAUUAUUUGUCAAGGUAAAUAGACUUCAUUAUUAAUCCAAAAGUUGAUAGGUUCACUUUAAUAAAUAUUUUCUAAUCAUUUAGCCUCUAUGUGACGGUUCUCAUCGGACUGCAGCACCUGACCUUGCACCCCUGCGUUUCACCCCUACUGAGGACAAGACAUUAUGGCUUUGUGGCUGCAAACAAACAAAAAAAGCUCCUUACUGUGACGGAACCCACAAGCAGAGCCAUGUCCAGAGUUUUGUUCCGGAGUCUGGUACCUAAAGCACUGACAUGCAUGGUAUUCAUCUGUACACAGUAAAAUGGAUUGUAAUAAGCUCUGCCUCCUGGAGGGAUGUGGUUCAGCCCUUCAUAAUCAAACUGUUAAUUUAUCGCUGAUUGCAACAUUUAAUCUUCAAUAGAAUUCUCUGGUUUCUUGUGAAAAUAUAAAAGGCAUUUAAAAGAAAUGGCAUAUACAGAAAAUGUCACUUAAUGCACAUAGAUCUCUAGAUUCAUUUUUAGACUGGUCUGUUUAUGGAUCAUUCGAAGACAACUCAACUCUGCAUUUUAGAAUACGCAGGUCACACAAGAUGCAGAAAUAGACAAAAGUAAAAACGUCAGUUGUAAUGAAAGCUGUGUUCUAAUUGGAUGCUUUCAUCUGAAUACAUCAACAAUUUCAUUUCUGGCCCAUAAACAGAACUUCUAAAUAAGUGUACUAUUUCAAAAUUCAUGCUUUAUUUAGAAAUGUAAUUUAUUUUUUUAAAGCAAGCACACGUUUUAAUUUUAUUGUUGCAUACACUUCAAUCUAAUUUAAAAGUUCACUUUUAUGUAACAAUAUAUGUUUAAAGGGAUUCUAUGGGCACCAUAACCACCUUCUCUCAUUAAUGUGGAUACGGUGCCUGGAUUCCUUUGGUGUUUUUCCAUGAUUCACCUGCUGGAGGAGUGGCUAAAUUGGAUGUCAAUAUUCUGCAUUUAUAGCCUGAUAGAACUCAGCUGAGUUCUAGCAGUCUCUCACUGCUGGCCAUUGGUGCCAGGGUUCAUGGAUGAUGGUUUAACAUUGAACAAUGUCAUAGUGCCAAGAGUGUCCUUUUAAGCAGUGCUAUUAAGACAUUUGAGAACUAAAUCCAGAUUUACCGAGGAGACAAGUGUACUCUGGGGAAAAUUAUUCCCUGAACACGUCUCCACAAGUGCUGGUGGGCAAGUCAUUUUUCUCUGAAAGUAUAAGAUUGAUGCAAAUGUUUUGGGUAUGUCUAACAACUUUUCACUUAGAGAGAAAUAAAAAAAAUAAAAAAAGCACUUCCUCCUUAAAAAAUCUUCCCAUUUGAUGUCAUCGCGAGCAGUAUGGGUACGCUGAAUGCGGCUAAUGCUUCUCAUAGAGGAACAUUCGAUUCACUGCUUCUGAAUAAGAAGCAUUGGAUUUGUGCAGCACAGCAACUGUAGCACAUGCACUAUAUGUGUCCAAUGCUUUUUGAUGAGAAGAGUUGGAUUGUACACAGAUCAUCAUGACUGAUGAUCUCAGUACUCCGAUCGGCAGCAGCAAGUAGUGUGUCCCUGCAUUGGAUUCCAGGCAAGUUUGAUUUUGCUCUCCCCUUAAACAAAAAGGAGGCUGCAUCUAAACACAGGAAAACAUUGAACUCUAAAAAAUACAUAUGUCCUUUUAACUGGUUGAAAUCAUCAAAAUGUUAUUUGGACAGGUGUGCCCAAAUAUUUGCAUUUAACUGUAUAUGCUCUUUCAUGUAUUGAACACAAUCUAUAGAUAUUUUCUGAUCUGUCAUUCAUGGACUCAUUGUUGUACAAUGUAUGGAAUAUUAAUGUAAGGAUAAUAAACAGUGUGAAGUAAUCUCAACAUUAAAGCAGUAUUUUACAUUAAGCAUUCAUAAUGAAGGUAUAUCUAAUUUAUAUGAUGCACAUUAUCUAUUUGAAUAUAGUGGACUACCUCCCUACAAACUUCUAAAAAUAAAGUCUAAUUUACUUCUCUCCUUGCACGGUGUGUUUAUUUUAGAAUUUCUCAACUCCUGGUUUGUUCACGGCCUGUGAGAGCCUAAGGCAGCCUGUGUGUCAGAUAAUUUAACAGAGCAGGAGCUAAGAACUUCUAAAGUAACUGAGCUGCAAAAUGGAACCGUUUUUCUUUCCUGGAGGCUGUGUGAGUCAGUGUGGCAAGGGCAGCAUAAACAAAGUUUAUCUAACUCCUAAACGGUAGGGAACAGUGUGACAGCAGGGGCACGAUCUAUACACCAACAUGGCUUCAUUAAGCUACACUGGUUUUGGUGCUGAG